AUGAGAGUUAUGAACAUUAAUAUUGGUAGUACACCAAAAUUAUUUAAAUCAGUGAGAUAUUCUCUGGCCGCCGUUAAUUCUAUAUUUUUGAUAAAGGGAAUUAUACUGCCUAUACUUGGAGUAACGUUUUUGGUAAAACAUAAGGUUUACGACCAAAUAAUUACCAAUAGAUUUAUUAAUUUACCUGCUUUUACUAUAGCAACAGGAGUUCUGAUUUUAGCCAUCGCCGUUUUGGGUUACUAUGGAGCUUUUUCCGAAAAAUUUUACGUCGUUGCUGGUUACGCAGCUCUCAUGGUAGUAAUAUUUGUUUUUGAGAUGACGAUAACAAUAAUAGCGUUUGACCUUCGCAAUAGUUCAGCGACAGCAAUAAGAACACCAAUGGUGGAAAGUAUGAAUUUAUAUGAAGCGAGAAGGGAUAUUGCCAGGCUAUGGGACGAUUUGCAAAUGAGCUUUGAGUGCUGCGGGGUGUCUGGUCGCCACGACUGGUCCAAUCGUAUACCAAUCAGCUGUUGUCACAUCGACUACGGAACUAUAUCACCGUUUCAGUGCAAUAUUAGUAACUCUUACCCAACUGGCUGCGCGUCUGCUCUCGGCGGUUGGUUCAGCAAAAAUGCGCAUGUUAUAGGCACUUUUGCUGCUGUAUUUACUUCGAUACAGGCUUUGUUGACAGCAAUGUCCGGGUGGCUAGCGUGGAGGGCCAAGUUCGAAGAAGUUGAGUUGGAGUCGUAA
Messenger RNA from Pieris macdunnoughi, 729 nucleotides. The record is from the annotation of a GenBank genome assembly. Lineage: Eukaryota; Metazoa; Arthropoda; Insecta; Lepidoptera; Pieridae.